This is a messenger RNA of Aureobasidium namibiae CBS 147.97, 744 nucleotides long. RefSeq names its product thioredoxin-like protein. The record is from RefSeq and is a predicted model, not a curated record. Gene Ontology annotation, cellular component: cytoplasm. The transcript has 3 exons. NCBI's taxonomy places the organism in Eukaryota, Fungi, Ascomycota, Dothideomycetes, Dothideales, Saccotheciaceae. Gene Ontology annotation, biological process: protein folding. The coding region runs from base 1 to 744 and encodes 247 amino acids.
AUGCCAGUCAACGUGCCCAUCGAUGACCCCAAUGCCGAUACCGAAUGGAAUGACAUCCUCCGCAAGCACAAGAUUAUCCCCGAGAAGCCACCAUCACCAACACCCAUGAUCGAGGAAGCCUUGACCGAAGCCCGAAGACUCGCCCAUGAGAACCGGUUAGAAGGCAAGGAGCUCGACGAACUAGCUGAAUUGGAAGAUGAGGAAGACGAGGACUUUCUCGAGUUCUACCGCCAGAAGCGAAUGAAUGAGCUCGCCGCUAUCCAAUCAGCUUCAGUCUACAAUCAGGUUUAUCCCGUACAAAAGCUUGAUUGGUCGCGCGAUGUGACUGAGGAAUCAAAGAAAGCCUUUGUCUUCGUACUCCUCACUUCCUCGUCUGGCACAAACGUCGAAUCCCGCCUGUUGAUCGAGAUCUGGCGCGAGUUGGCUACAAAGUUCGGCGAUAUCAAGUUCUGUCAGAUCCAGGCAAAUCUCUGUAUCGAGGGUUAUCCGGACAAGAACACCCCGACUGUCUUGGUAUACAAGGAUGGCGACAUCAAGCGCCAACUCGUCACUUUGCGUGAUCUGAAGGGCGAUCGUACUACUAUCCGCGACCUGGAGGAUCUCCUUCGAUCUUUGGGCGCCGUUGAUCCGAAUGACUCUAGACUGCAACCUCGUCAAAAUGAUGAAUCAGUACAAACAAGUCUUCGCAGCACUGGCCAAGGCGCUGGCCUGGGCAAUGAUGACAGCGAUAGCGAUUGGGAUUAA